GCCGGGCCUCUUCCCCUUUGUGCCAUCCGGGUCUUUUUGCCCGAGUUGUUCAGUCUGUGGCGAAGCGUCAGGGCGACUAGUACUGUUGAGAGCGGCAAGAAGAGGAGCCGCUUUAGCGGCCAGGACUCUUGACUAUGGAGGCUAGUGAUACAGAGCGAGAUGGACUAGCCCCAGAAAAGACAUCCCCAGAUAGCGAUAAGAAAAAAGAGCAGUCAGAUGUAUCUGUUUCUCCUAGAGCCUCAAAACAUCAUUAUUCAAGAUCACGAUCAAGGUCAAGAGAAAGAAAACGAAAGUCAGAUAAUGAAGGGAGAAAACACAGGAGCCGGAGCAGAAGCAAAGAGAACCAACUUCUUCUUAAACAGGCAAGAAGACAUGAAUCCAAAGAUAAAUCCUCUAAGAAACACAAGUCUGACGAACAUAAUGACAAAGAACACUCUUCUGAUAAGGGAAGAGAGCGACUAAAUUCAUCUGAAAAUGGUGAGGACAGACACAAACGCAAAGAAAGAAAGUCAUCAAGAGGCAGAAGUCACUCAAGAUCUAGGUCUCGUGAAAGGCGUCAUCGUAGUAGAAGCAGGGAGCGGAAGAAGUCUCGAUCCCGGAGCAGGGAGCGGAAGAAGUCAAGAUCCAGAAGCAGAGAGAGGAAGAAAUCACGAUCCAGAAGCAGGGAAAGAAAACGCCGAAUACGAUCUCGCUCCCGCUCAAGAUCAAGACACAGACAUAGGAGUAGAAGCAGGAGUAGGACAAGGAGUAGAAGUCGAGAUAGAAAGAAGAGAAUUGAAAAACCAAGAAGAUUUAGCAGAAGUUUAAGUGGAACUCCUAGUCCACCUCCCUUCAGAGGCAGAAACACAGCAAUGGAUGCACAAGAAGCUUUAGCUAGAAGGUUGGAAAGGGCAAAGAAAUUACAAGAACAACGAGAAAAGGAAAUGGUUGAAAAACAGAAACAACAAGAAAUAGCUGCAGCAGCUGCAGCUACUGGGGGUUCUGUUCUCAAUGUGGCUGCCCUGUUGGCCUCGGGAACGCAGGUAACUCCUCAGAUAGCAAUGGCAGCUCAGAUGGCAGCCCUGCAAGCUAAAGCUUUGGCAGAAACUGGAAUAGCUGUACCUAGCUAUUAUAACCCAGCAGCUGUGAAUCCAAUGAAAUUUGCUGAACAAGAGAAAAAAAGGAAAAUGCUUUGGCAAGGCAAGAAAGAAGGGGACAAAUCCCAGUCUGCUGAAAUAUGGGAAAAGUUGAAUUUUGGAAACAAGGACCAAAAUGUCAAAUUUAGGAAACUAAUGGGUAUUAAGAGUGAAGAUGAAGCUGGAUGUAGCUCAGUUGAUGAAGAAAGUUACAAGACUUUGAAGCAACAGGAAGAAGUAUUUAGGAAUCUAGAUGCUCAGUAUGAAAUGGCAAGGUCACAGACCCAUACACAAAGAGGAAUGGGAUUGGGUUUUACAUCAUCAAUGCGAGGAAUGGAUGCAGUUUGAAAAAGAUCGCUUAAUGUUUGGAACUUUCUAAACUUCUGGUUCUGAUGUCAGGUCCUUGUUCACCAAACAGCUAGCAUUCUAGCUUGCAUGGGUGUUGCAUUGACUUUAAUUUAUUGAAAAAUAACGAUUUUUUUGUAAAUAUCAGAUCAGUGAUACUGGUGUUAGUGUUGUAAUUAGGUUAAACCCACUUCCAUUAAACUUGACAGGACUAUAGAAGGACAAUAUUUUUUAGUUCAUGGAUUCUACUUUCAAAAUAUAUAUAAAAGCUGCAGGUGGGAUAAAAAUCUCAUACAUGGAUUUUUUCGUGUCCGCUGUCUUGUGUACUUUUGUACUUAACCUUGUACAGUUAUUUUCAUCUCUUGAAACAUGAAAGAAAUGUUAUGUAGAUGUUCUUUAGAAGAUCUGGCCAUUUGGUACAUACCAGCACAAAUAAGCUGGGUGGUGAUGAAAAUAAAAAUGGUUUUCUCAAAA
Myotis daubentonii (Daubenton's bat) is the source of this 1934-nucleotide messenger RNA. RefSeq names its product arginine and serine rich coiled-coil 2 (gene RSRC2). Lineage: Eukaryota; Metazoa; Chordata; Mammalia; Chiroptera; Vespertilionidae. The record is from RefSeq and is a predicted model, not a curated record.